UUGUAUUUGUUAAGAUUUCUUAUUAAAAUGGUUAUGUUAACAGUGUUAAAGAAAAGUCGGCGGAAGGAACAAGAAAUGAGAGUAUUAAUUCUUGGUCUAGACAAUUCCGGGAAGACAACAUUUUUGAAUAAAUUGUGUGGGUUUAAUAUAAAAACUGUUGAGCACAAUGGAUGGAAAUUAAAUUGUUGGGAUGUUGGGGGACAAAAAUGUUUGCGGCCUUAUUGGAGGAAUUACUUUGAGAGAACAGAUGCUGUUAUUUGGGUAGUUGAUUCUUCUGAUACUUCUCGUAUUGACAAUGACUGUAGAAGGGAACUUAAUUUGUUGCUAGAUGAAAGCUGUCUUCAUGGUGUUACUCUUUUAAUUUUGGCAAAUAAAUGCGAUCUAAAUGGAUCUCUUGAUACCGAAGCUAUUCAGAAGUUACUCAAAUUGGAGUCUAUAACAAAGCACAGAUGGCGAAUUUUUAGAACAAGUGCUUACACUGGCGAAAAUUUACUUGAGGCAUUGGAGUGGCUUUGUAAUGAUAUUUCUUCAAAGAUUUUAGUUGAAUAA
Messenger RNA from Meloidogyne enterolobii, 549 nucleotides. The record is from the annotation of a GenBank genome assembly. NCBI's taxonomy places the organism in Eukaryota, Metazoa, Nematoda, Chromadorea, Rhabditida, Meloidogynidae.